This is a messenger RNA of Oncorhynchus nerka (sockeye salmon), 10958 nucleotides long. RefSeq names its product zinc finger protein 106a (gene znf106a). NCBI's taxonomy places the organism in Eukaryota, Metazoa, Chordata, Actinopteri, Salmoniformes, Salmonidae. The record is from RefSeq and is a predicted model, not a curated record. Gene Ontology annotation, molecular function: SH3 domain binding; RNA binding; zinc ion binding. Gene Ontology annotation, biological process: insulin receptor signaling pathway. Gene Ontology annotation, cellular component: cytosol; membrane.
CUUCGCGUCUUCACGGCCGUGUCCACAUCUGGGAGGGUCACCCGGGUCGAUGCAGCGACAAGACGGGAAGUGGAUGAACUUGCGCCACUAAACGAUAUAUUUUCACAGUACGUAAUGGCCUGAUUUAAUAAAAAACCCAUCACCAAUAUCCACCAUGGGGAGGGAAAGGAAGUGCAUUCUCUGUCAGAUCGUUUACGGCUCCAAACAGGAGAUGGAUGAGCAUAUGAAGAGUAUGCUGCAUCAUCGGGAACUGGAGAACCUUAAGGGCCGGGACUGUGGCCACGAGUGCCCGGUGUGCCGGGUGACCGUGGUGAGUCUAACGGACUACGCCAACCACAUAUCCAGCAGGGUGCACAAGCAGCGCGUGGAGACGGCGGAACGCGAGGGUGCCGGGAACGACCAGGAAGAGGAGUACUUCGACAAGGAUCUGAUCAAACUGAUCGAGACCCGGAAGGAAGUGAUCAGGAGGGAGGAGGAGGCUGCAGCAAAGCGUGCCAGAGAGGAGGAGGCGCAGAGGAGAGAGGAAGAGGAGAGUAGGAAACGGCAACAACAGAUCCAGAAGUGGAGUGACGCACGGCAGUACUUCUGCCAGAAGGGGGCGUUGUGGGACUGGAGAUACCCCAACAAAACCCUUCCAACACCACCACCACCACCACCACCUCGAAAAUGCAAGGAGCCCGCCUGGCAGGAGCAAGGGGGCUGGGACUGCAGCUCUACCCCCGCCGGUUGUCGAGGUCCCUGGGAGACCCAGGAGGACAUCAGGUUCAACUGGUACGACAGGAAACAGGGCCGCAGUGCCACCUGGCACGCCCAGGAACCACCCAACGUCUACAAGUGGAGCGCCGGACAGAGAGGCAGUGGUAGCCUGCACAGCAGGGAGGGAACCAAUAAGAGAUGGCAGCAGGAGGAGUAUCUCCAUCCCCCAGCACAGCAGCAGAGCGGAGGGAGGGAACCCUGGCAGCGGAACAGCGGAGGAGGAGGUGCUACCGGUCUAUACGGCAGCAGCAGCAGAAGGGGUCACGGACUUCCUGGUGUGCUCGCUGACCGUGUCAUGACGGAAGGGCCGAGCAGCACGGAGUCUCUUCACAGGAUGGACUUCACCAGCGACCAGCUGGAUCCGGUCGGGUCCUUCGACCAGCUACACAGAUACGCUCACUUCGAACCGCAAGAUGACGGCCGGAAGGGUGGACACCAGAACAUGGCCCAGGAAGGGCCAGCCGGUGGAGCAGAACACGAUCGUAAAAGUGGCAUGGGGCCCAAGGCGUUCGGUAGUAAUCCUAAACUCGACAAGGCCUGUCGCUGGUCCCCUUAUCCGUCCCAUAAGGAGACCCACCCUCAUCCUCACCCCUCAGAGAAGCACCCAAAGGGUCCUCCUCCUCCCCCAACCUUCCAGACCCCCCAGACCCCCUUGGGCCAGGGCAGAGAUGUGGAUCCGAGACCCAGACGUGACAUAACGCUGGACCUCCACCGCUCCUCUGGUCUGAAGCCGACUCAGUCCAGACAGGACCUGCGAGCAGGCCAGCAGAGAGCAGCCCAGCAGCAGAGGUCUCCUGAUCAUAGUGUAGAAGGGAGGGAACCCAGGAAGCUUAGAGACAUCUCUACAAGGAUCAGUAGCAGUGAUAACAGCAAUAGUUUGAGGACAGACAGACAAACCUCCUCAUCUUCCUCUGGGUCCACCUCCACCAGACGGAGGGCAGCUAAACCAUCAGAGUGCCUUGAGAAAGGCCUGUCCUCCUCUUCGACUACCAGCCUCAAGACCCACCUGGGUAGGGCCUCUAGCCCCACCCUCAACCUAACUUCCAGCCCCAAGACCCACCUCAGUAGGGCCUCCAGCCCCACCCUCAACCUAACUUCCAGCCCCAAGACCCACCUCAGUAGGGCCUCCAGCCCCACCCUCAACCUAACUUCCAGCCCCAAGACCCACCUCAGUAGGGCCUCUAGCCCCACCCUCAACCUAACUUCCAGCCCCAAGACCCACCUCAGUAGGGCCUCCAGCCCCAGCCCCACCCUAACUUCCAGCCCCAAGACCCACCUCAGUAGGGCCUCCAGCCCCACCUUCAAUCUAACCCCCAGCCCCAAGACCCACCUCAGUAGGGCCUCCAGCCCCACCUUCAAUCUAACCCCCAGCCCCAAGACCCACCUCAGUAGGGCCUCCAGCCCUAGCCCCUCUACCACCCCCAGGACCCAGCUGAGCCGAGCCUCCAGCCAGGACUCGGACCAGCCUAGGUUGUCCAGACACAGAAGCCAGGAUUUGGGGAGGAGGCAGGGAUCAAAAUCCCCCCAGCAGGACCAGGAGCAGCUGCUGACCGAGAUGCUGAGGAGAGCCAAGGAGACGCUGCUAGACAAGAGGAUCUCCGUGGAGCUGUCUGCUGUUAACCACAGGACCGAGGGACAGAAAGCAGUGUCCAACGACCAUAGGAUGGAGAAAAAGGAGAGGAAGAUGGUGCUACACAUCGAGGAACAACAACAGGUGGAGAGCUCCGCUGGCGUUACGGUCGCAGACGACAACAGACAGAAGAGAGGGAAGUCGUCUAGACAGACCAGAGCUAGCAGCAGAGCUAACCCAGCUGAGGACAGAGCUAGCAGCAGAGCUAACCCAGCUGAGGGCAGAGCUAGCAGCAGAGCUAACCCAGCUGAGGGCAGAGCUAGCAGCAGAGCUAACCCAGCUGAGGGCAGAGCUAGCAGCAGAGCUAACCCAGCUGAGGGCAGAGCUAGCAGCAGAGCUAACCCAGCUGAGGGCAGAGCUAGCAGCAGAGCAGCUGAGGGCAGGCUAACCCCAGCUGAGGGCAGAGCUAGCAGCAGAGCUAACCCAGCUGAGGGCAGAGCUAGCAGCAGAGCUAACCCAGCUGAGGACAGAGCUAGCAGCAGAGCUAACCCAGCUGAGGGCAGAGCUAGCAGCAGAGCUAACCCAGCUGAGGACAGAGCUAGCAGCAGAGCUAACCCAGCUGAGGACAGAGCUGCUGCUACUGAGCCUUUAGAGACCAUGAUGGAGUUUGUGACGUCUCCCUCAGACAACCACCUGUCUGUUCAGUCUGUCCAGGUCAGCACUUCCACCAUGGAGUCCCCAGAGGGGGCUGUGCUCUCUCUCUCUCCCAGGGAGGAGGCGAUGGGGGAGAGGGAGGAGGCGAGGGGCCUGGUGGCUGGAGAGGAGGCCAUGGAAGUAGCAGACGCAGGUCUAUGGUCAGACAGUGACCCCUUGAGAACCAUCGAUCCUAACCUUGACCUCCACACGACCUCUGACCCCUCCUCAGGCUCCACCCAGACCAAACCCACCCUGCCCCUCGGCCUAAAGAGGGACCUCACCCGACACAUCGGCUCCAAGACCAAGAGCGGCAGCCACGAGCCCAAUCUGAACAUAGCCCGGCGGAUUAGGAACGUGAGCGGGACGAGGAGAGGGGAUGCGGAGAAGGAUUUGGGGCUGAAGCCAACGUUAAGACAGCUCAUCAGUUCGUCGGGGUCACGACGCUGUGUCAACUGGGACCAGGUGUACCAGGAAGUCCACAGGAAGAAGCAGCAGCAGGGGAAAGGCAUGCCCAGGUUUGGUAUCGAGAUGGUGUCCUGUGACCAGGAGGGGGAAGACAUUCCUCUGGCUGAGGGAUUUCAGUGGGAGACCCUCUUCGGCCUCGGAGACUCUGGACCCGCCUUCGCCCCAGUGACUCCUCGCAAACGCAGCCUCUCGGAGAGUAGCGUGGCUCCAGACCGCUCGACCGCCAACCUCUCCUCUCUCUUCGGGGGUCAGACCCCUGGUCAGGCGAUGCCAGGAGAGAGGGCACCCGGAGAUGGGGCUGGAAGGGAAGUGAGAUGCAGCUCAGACCAGCAAAGCUCCUCGUCCUUCAGAGACCCCCAGCAGCCUAAAAUGGAGGCGACACCGUGUGAAGACGGAGCACAGAGAGAAGUACAGGGGCCACUACCAGAGGGGCCCCCAGGGGUCGAGCCGAGACCUGACUCCGUGAUAGGGGACAGCAGCUCGGGGACGGAGCAGACCGACACGCAGGGAGCCAGGAUGAAACGACGUGCAGUUGGGGACAUUGCAUGUCCUGAAAUCCCUCAUUCAGAGAGGAAGAGUAAAAGAAUGAAGGUCAAGUCCAAAAAAGAGCGUCUACAGGUGGACCAUCUCCUUGCUGUGUCUCUGAGAGAGGAGGAUCUGAGCCGGUCUCUACAAGGGGUCGACAACAGCCUGAUCCAGGCCAGGGCUGCACUACAGGCUGCCUACAUGGAGGUCCAGCGCCUCCUAGUGGUCAAACAGCAGGUUUCCAUGGAGAUGAGUACUCUCAGAAGGAAGCGUAUUGAGUUGCUUCAAGGGAUACAAGGUGGUGUUGAGAGCCUUUCCCUGCCCAGAGUGAAGAGCUGUGAAGAGGAGAUGCCUUUAGAGAUGUCCCUGCUGUCGCCUCUAACAGAACCCCCUGUCGUCAGUCCCAACCAGGUUCCCCUCUACCUCCCCCCCUGCUCCACGCCCCCCUCCCUGUCCCCUAGCCACCAGACCCACCCCCAGCCUAUCACACAGUCAGUAGUUAUCAAGCAGGAGCCCCUGUCCCCUGGUAGGGUGACCACUAAGACGGAGGAUGUGGAGAGAGCAGUGACCGUUCACCACGGCUCUCACAGCACCACGCCAGAGCCCACGCCCAUCCCUACAGCCCCUCACGCAGAUUGUGCCUCCAGCUGCCAACCGGUCCGAGGGAGGAAGUCUGAGCGUCAGCGAGUCAGCAGAGAGCUCUCUCAAGAGGGCAGCAGUCUACCUGUAGGAGCAUGUGUAGAAUGGAAGGACCCCUCGGCAGGUUCACCAGGCCCGGUCCAGUCGGGAGAGAGGGGUGUUCAGGUUACCACAGCAGACAGGGGUAACUUCAAGCCCCACCCAGCCCCACUGUCAGGCCCAUCCAGCCGCAAGAGCUCCAGAGCUGGGAUCCAGGACCUAGAAACCUCCCCCGUCCUUCCUCUGUCCCUCGCUCCGUCCAACGUGCCGCCUCAGGCGGAGGUGAAGACCAUAAAGCGUGUGAGGAAGUUGAAGAAGAAGAGGGUGCUGAGGAAGGCCAAGGGGGAGGAGCAACAGCUUGACAACAGCGACACAGAACUGGAAGCGGAGACUACCUUCUCCCGACCUGUCAGACUCGUCGGAACCCGCAGGAAACCCAACGGCGGAUGCCGGCCCCAGGUCACCACAUCCUCCUCCACGUCCAGCCCGCCCGGAACAUCAGAGGACAGGGGAGAGCGUCCAGGACCACCGGGGUCUCCAGCCACGACGAGACCCAAGGAGAGGCAGGAGGACUCCGACUCCUCUCUGGAGAUGGUCGUGCUCCCCCAGGCAGCUCCAGGUGAGGUGGUCACCAUUGACACCUCGGGUCCAGAGGAUGGAGACGUGGACAUCUGCCCCCGGCCACAGCCUGCUGUCUCACCCCCAGCCCCAGACACACUGGAGGCGGAGCCCCAGAAGCUGGCCUGCAAUGAGGUGACCUCCACCAGCGAGAUGGAUGGUAGCUCUGUAGGCAAGAGUGAAGUCCAGCUUCCCCCGACAUCUGUCAAGCUGUCCAAGACUUCCUCAGAUCUGUCUCUGGAUGGGUCGUCGGAGCCCGGGGGGGAGGAUCUGCCAUCUGAGGGGAUGUUUGAGGGUCACCAGGAGACUGUUAAUGCCAUGCAGGUCCACAUGGGUCUACUCUAUACCUGUUCUGGAGACCGCACUGUUAGAGCCUUCAGCCUGGUGAGCCGUGAUUGUGUGGCUGUGUUUGAGGGCCACAGCACCAAGGUCAACUGUUUGCUGGUUUCUUCUGGACCAGGUCUUCAACAACGACUUUACUCUGGCUCCAGUGACCAGACUAUCCGUUGCUACAACCUCAGGUCCAGGGAGUGUGUGGAUCAGUUCUCUCUCCCAGACCGGGUUCUUUGCCUCCACAACCGCUGGAAAGUUCUGUACGCUGGCCUAGCUAACGGCUCCGUGGUCACCUUCAGCAUCAAGACCAACAAGCAGCUGGAUGUGUUCGAGUGUCACGGGCCGCGGGCGGUGAGUUGCCUAGCGACAGCCCAGGAAGGAGCUCGCCGCAUCCUAUUGGUCGGGUCCUACGACAGCACCAUUAGCAUCCGGGAUGCCAAGAGUGGCCUGUUGCUACGGACUCUCGAGGGACACACCAAGACAGUGCUAUGUAUGAAGGUCGUCAAUGACCUGGUCUUCAGUGGCUCCAGUGACCAGUCGGUCCAUGCACACAAUAUACACACUGGAGAGUUGGUGCGUAUCUAUAAAGGACAUAGUCAUGCUGUCACAGUGGUGGCCAUCCUGGGGAAGGUGAUGGUCACUGCCUGUCUUGACAAACUGGUCCGCGUCUACGAGCUACAGUCACAUGAUCGUCUGCAGGUGUACGGUGGACACACAGACAUGGUGAUGUGUAUGGCAAUCCACAAGAAUAUGAUCUACACUGGUUGCUAUGACGGCAGUGUGCAGGCGGUCAAACUGAACCUGAUCCAGAACUAUCACUGUCGGUGGCAUGGCUGUUCUCUGAUCUUUGGAGUGAUGGAUCACCUCCAGCAGCACCUGCUCCAUGACCACGCCUCUCCCAACACACAGAACCUCAAGUGUCGAUGGAAGAACUGCGAUGAGUAUUUCACCGCUCGCAACGGCUCCAAGCAGGGGGCUCCAAGGCACAUGCUGCAACAUGUUGAGGAGGAGUGGAGUGGACCAGCCCACCCCUGAGGGAGUCUGGAGUGGACCAGCCCACCCCUGAGGGAGUCUGGAGUGGACCAGCCCACCCCUGAGGGAGUCUGGAGUGGACCAGCCCACCCCUGAGGGAGUCUGGAGUGGACCAGCCCACCCCUGAGGGAGUCUCACGCUCCUAACCCCCCCCCUUAAUUCCCAUAUUGGGGUGACCCAGUCUAUAAGGUCACCUGGUUGAACCUGAAUGAUGAGCGUAUCAGUGAAACAGUGGGGUGAUUCAGCUUGGUGCCAGGUGACUACUAGCCUGAGAACCAGACCUGUUUGGUGCUAACGUUCCACUUCUUGCCAAUGUUAGGCAUUGACGAGGAGUGGCAAUGAGUGGAAUGAUAGCACAAAACCGACUGGUAUCCAGGCUAAGUUGACCAUCCAUACCAGAGGAUAAUGAUGAUGAUGAAUCUGUGGUUUUGUUAUGAAAGGAGAGAUGUGUUCUAGUUCUAGAACCAACUAGAACACAUGUCUUCCUCUCCAUGGUUCUCUCAUGAAUAAAUGAACACCGCUUAAUGUCAGUUGCCUUGAACCACUGACCAAAUAAGACAAAGGAACACAGGACUGACUGACUGACUGUUCACCAAGCAAAGAAACCAGGUCUGAAAGAGUCAUUGUUAUGUUUUCUAUUCAAAUGACUGCAAAUACAUUUUAAAAAUGAAUCCAACCCUCAGUUUUAUAAAGACAAAUGUUUUCCACUGUAUGUUUUGUUUUGGAGGGACGUCGGGGUGCUAGUGUCUUGGUGUGUUGAGGGACGUCGGGAUGCUAGUGUCUUGGUGUGUUGAGGGAAGUCGGGAUGCUAGUGUCUUGGUGUGUGGAGGGACGUCGGGAUGCUAGUGUCUUGGUGUGUUGAGGGACGUCGGGAUGCUAGUGUCUUGGUGUGUUUGGAGGGACGUCGGGAUGCUAGUGUCUUGGUGUGUUGAGGGAAGUCGGGAUGCUAGUGUCUUGGUGUGUUGAGGGAAGUCGGGAUGCUAGUGUCUUGGUGUGUUGAGGGAAGUCGGGAUGCUAGUGUCUUGGUGUGUUGAGGGACGUCGGGAUGCUAGUGUCUUGGUGUGUUGAGGGAAGUCGGGAUGCUAGUCUCUUGGUGUGUUUGGAGGGAAGUCGGGAUGCUAGUGUCUUGGUGUGUUGAGGGAAGUCGGGAUGCUAGUGUCUUGGUGUGUGGAGGGACGUCGGGAUGCUAGUGUCUUGGUGUGUUGGAGGGAUGUCGGGAUGCUAGUGUCUUGGUGUGUUUGGAGGGAAGUCAGGAUGCUAGUGUCUUGGUGUGUUUUGGAGGGAAGUCGGGGUGCUAGUGUCUUGGUGUGUUGAGGGAAGUCGGAAUGCUAGUUUCUUGGUGUGUUGAGGGAAGUCGGGAUGCUAGUGUCUUGGUGUGUUGAGGGAAGUCGGGAUGCUAGUGUCUUGGUGUGUUUGGAGGGAAGUCGGGAUGCUAGUGUCUUGGUGUGUUUGGAGGGACGUCGGGAUGCUAGUGUCUUGGUGUGUUGAGGGAAGUCGGGGUGCUAGUGUCUUGGUGUGUUGAGGGACGUCGGGAUGCUAGUGUCUUGGUGUGUUUGGAGGGAAGUCAGGAUGCUAGUGUCUUGGUGUGUUGAGGGAAGUCAGGAUGCUAGUGUCUUGGUGUGUUUGGAGGGAAGUCUGGAUGCUAGUGUCUUGGUGUGUUUGGAGGGACGUCGGGAUGCUAGUAUCUUGGUGUGUUGAGGGACGUCGGGAUGCUAGUAUCUUGGUGUGUUGAGGGACGUCGGGAUGCUAGUGUCUUGGUGUGUUGAGGGAAGUCGGGGUGCUAGUGUCUUGGUGUGUUUUGGAGGGACGUCGGGAUGCUAGUGUCUUGGUGUGUUGAGGGACGUCGGGAUGCUAGUGUCUUGGUGUGUUGAGGGAAGUCGGGAUGCUAGUGUCUUGGUGUGUUGAGGGACGUCGGGAUGCUAGUGUCUUGGUGUGUUGAGGGAAGUCGGGAUGCUAGUGUCUUGGUGUGUUGAGGGAAGUCGGGAUGCUAAUGUCUUGGUGUGUUGAGGGAAGUCGGGAUGCUAGUGUCUUGGUGUGUUGAGGGACGUCGGGAUGCUAGUAUCUUGGUGUGUUUGGAGGGAAGUCGGGGUGCUAGUGUCUUGGUGUGUUGAGGGAAGUCGGGGUGCUAGUGUCUUGGUGUGUUGAGGGAAGUCGGGGUGCUAGUGUCUUGGUGUGUUGAGGGACGUCGGGAUACUAGUGUCUUGGUGUGUUGAGGGACGUCGGGAUACUAGUGUCUUUGUUGCGACUCUUCUCUUGGUUUGUUUUUGUCCCAACCUCUUUGGAUACAGCUGUGAUUCACUCAUACAUCAGACUUGGCUAGCUUUAAUGAUGUCAUGACCUAGAUUUUUCUGGGACAUAUUUCGGUGCAAUGGAGUGUAAUUUCAGGCGUUUUAAGAAGUAAAAAUUGUAUAAAAAAAUAAAAAAAAAAAAAAAAUGGUCUGUUUUUGAGAGUGAUGUCUCAUUUUGAUAAACUUGUCACUAGAUCCCCCCUCACUGCCAUAUAUUUUUCUUAGUUUAUUUUAACAGGGGUUUUUAUCUUAGUCUUGAUCUUUUUCUUUCUGGCAUUGAGUGUGGUUGGUCCUUGAUAUUUUGGUGUUUGUUGAAGGACAGUGUAAAGUGUCUGAGAUUGCCAUUUGAAAAUGUGGUUUUGCAGUGAUGAGGAACUGAGACAUACUAGUGUGUGUUCUGGUGUCGGUUCUAGAAUGUGCUCUGGUGUCGGUUCUAGAAUGUGCUCUGGUGUCGGUUCUAGAAUGUGCUCUGGUGUCGGUUCUAGAAUGUGCUCUGGUGUCGGUUCUAGAAUGUGCUCUAGAAUGGGUUCUAGAAUGUGCUCUGGUGUCGGUUCUAGAAUGUGCUCUGGUGUCGGUUCUAGAAUGUGCUCUAGAAUGGGUUCUAGAAUGUGCUCUGGUGUCGGUUCUAGAAUGUGCUCUGGUGUCGGUUCUAGAAUGUGCUCUGGUGUCGGUUCUAGAAUGUGCUCUAGAAUGGGUUCUAGAAUGUGCUCUGGUGUCGGUUCUAGAAUGUGCUCUGGUGUCGGUUCUAGAAUGUGCUCUAGAAUGGGUUCUAGAAUGUGCUCUGGUGUCGGUUCUAGAAUGUGCUCUGGUGUCGGUUCUAGAAUGUGCUCUGGUGUCGGUUCUAGAAUGUGCUCUGGUGUCGGUUCUAGAAUGUGCUCUAGAAUGGGUUCUAGAAUAUGCUCUAGUGUCGGUUCACUGUGUUCCAAUGCGUGAACAGGCGUUUAUGUUGUGUAAGUUAAUCUGUCAUCAUUAAAGACAGACGUGAGAGAAAUUCAAAAUAAUCACUUUGUUCGUUUUUUUUUCCUGAAUGAGUGAGUUUGUACUUACCAGCAAUUGUUGGAUAUUGCUGUGCAUCUUUUGUGGAACUCCUACAGUAUAUGGGUGUUGUUGUUUUAUAAAAAUAGGGUGUACCUAUUCCACAGUAAGUAAGGGUUUUGUUUUGAAAUACGGACGUUUGUGUAGAGAUGUAGAUGGUACAGAGAUGGUGUGUUGAGGGGUUGAAGAACCCAGAGGAACAGAAUCAGGAUCCACCCCCCCCCAUGCCAUACCCCCUGAUGACACACACAUCACACAAAUUAAGCUGAUACGUUGAUCCAUCAUGCCUCUUUUAUUUUUCUCUUUUUUUUUCAAACAGUUUUGUUUUUCUUUUAUAGUAUUAUAAAACACGUUUUAAAAAUGUAAAUUGUAAUCCAUGUGAAGAAGAGGACGAGUUAAACCGAUGUUGUCGAUGUAACGCUCCUUAUCCGUGUAGUGGCAGCUCUGGGGUUAUCCGUGUAGUGGCAGCUCUGGGGUUAUCCGUGUAGUGGCAGCUCUGGGGUUAUCCGUGUAGUGGCAGCUCUGGGGUUAUCCGUGUAGUGGCAGCUCUGGGGUUAUCCGUGUAGUGGCAGCUCUGGGGUUAUCCGUGUAGUGGCAGCUCUGGGGUUAUCCGUGUAGUGGCAGCUCUGGGGUUAUCCGUGUAGUGGCAGCUCUGGGGUUGUACAUGGUGCUGUUGUAGGUGUGUGUGUGUGUGUGUGUGUGCUGAGGUGAGAUCUCAUCGACUUCUGUUCAACCGGCGAUCUUUAACAGCCGCAUCCUCCUUGAGAAGACAUACCUCCCAGACGUGUGUAACCCUCUUCCUCUGUUAUUUGAGGGGAAAACAUACAGUCGUCCUCUAAACCUGACAUUCCUGAGUUUUCUUUGACGAGUUUGUGUUUUUUUUUUUGUUCUUGCCCGAACGGUUGUGAACUUGUUUGUUAUUUUAAAGAAAAUGUUACAUAAAAAACCUGGAGAGAAAACAA